Messenger RNA from Trichophyton verrucosum HKI 0517, 654 nucleotides. Its product is annotated as integral ER membrane protein Scs2, putative. Gene Ontology annotation, biological process: endoplasmic reticulum membrane organization. Lineage: Eukaryota; Fungi; Ascomycota; Eurotiomycetes; Onygenales; Arthrodermataceae. Bases 1 to 654 code for a protein of 217 amino acids. The transcript has 3 exons. Gene Ontology annotation, molecular function: FFAT motif binding. Gene Ontology annotation, cellular component: plasma membrane; endoplasmic reticulum membrane. The record is from RefSeq and is a predicted model, not a curated record.
AUGAAAGAAGACCCUUCACUUGAUGCCAAAUGCCGCGAUAAGUUUCUGGUCCAAUCUGUUGCCGUCUCCGCCGAUAAGGAGUUCUCGAAUGUUGCCUCUAUUCAGUGGCAAGAUGUUGAAAAGAAGUCCAAAUCUCUUAUUCAAGAGCGCAAAAUCCGGGUCAACUUCCUACCAAGUGACGACUCGCAUACCAAUGGAGUGGAGCCUGAUUCCGAGCCACAUGCCCAGUCUUCUCCCCAUGCGCCUCAGUUUACCACCCCGGUUGUCCAGCGCACCGUUGGUAAUGGCUCCACACCUCCUAAGUCCGAGGAUAUGAAGCAUGAAAGCCCGCCCGAGCCAUCAUCUGAGCCGACCAACACUUUCGGCAUGGCUACUUCCUCUACUCGCGUUGAGCCCUCUCAAUCAAGUGACGACCUUUUGUCCUCCCAAUUAGCGGAAGCAAGGCUGCAGAUCAAACAACUACAACAGCAGAUAGCCGAUAACGAAGUGAGACAGAGAAAGAAGCCUGUCGAAGGUGGAGAACUUUCUACAAGCCAAUCUUCUCUCAAGCAAGCACAACCUCCUACUCAAUUGGCUGCGGCGGGUGGUGUCCCUUUGCAAGCCGUGGCUGGUCUCUGUCUUCUCAGUUUCUUGCUAGCGUACAUCUUCUUCUAG